Astyanax mexicanus (Mexican tetra) is the source of this 1366-nucleotide messenger RNA. RefSeq lists its product as uncharacterized. The transcript has 6 exons. The record is from RefSeq and is a predicted model, not a curated record. NCBI's taxonomy places the organism in Eukaryota, Metazoa, Chordata, Actinopteri, Characiformes, Acestrorhamphidae. The coding region runs from base 133 to 972 and encodes 279 amino acids.
UCUAUAGUAACGGUAAACGGUGGACUCUGUGGUAAGGAGCAGUCCGCUCAGAGCUAUAGGGUUAAUAAAAUAACUCGAGCUGUGAGAAUUUGACUGAACUCGGAGGUUUUCUGCUGGUUUUCUGGUGAGAUAAUGGAGCGGCUGUGUAGAGAAAGACUCAGUCUGACUCAGACCUCAGCGGGAGCUGCACACGCUUAUCAACAGCCGCCUCCUUUCAUCACUCACAGCUGUAAGAAUGCCCCUCUUCCUCCUCUACUUCAGCGGCAGAAUCGAGUUUCUGGACCUCUCCAUUACUCUGUUACUUCUCACACUGAGCAUGACCAUAAACCCAUCUAUGGACCGCUGAGGACCACCAUCUAUUCUAAAGCCUCUCCUCACUGGAACACACACUUCCUGAAUGAACUGGCUCAAAAGCUCCGACACUGCAGGUCAGUCAGGGUUGUUUCAAAGCCUGUCAGCGAGAUGCAGGACUGCUACAGGGGACGGUCAGCACCACAUGAGCCUCUAGAUGACCACCAUAGGACCCUGCUGGAGCUGUAUGGACAACUCGAACAAGCUCCACCCCUGUUUCCCAAAGAGCCGCUGCUCAGCACAUCUCAGGAGGACUACAGGCGCUUCAGCAGAUCUGAACUGGCUCCGCCUUCUGCCCUAAAUGCCCCACCCAUUCAAGGAACCCUGACCAAGAGUGCAGCACUCAGCCGCAUGCGCCCACAUAAAGUCACGCCCAAUCCAGCCUCGGAGCUGCCCCGCCCAUGCUUGGCGCUGCCCCACAGUGCUGGAAACAGUCUGUACAUGGAUAGCUUCACUGUACCUGCCUGUCUACCCAAACUACACACCCCUGAUGCUGCUCAGGGCGGGGCACAGUGCGGAGAGCAAAGAGGGAAGAGGGCACUGGAGCACAUUUUGGGGGUGCCUAAGAUGUAUCACACAGAGUAUCAGACCUAUGGGAAAGAGAGAGAGAGAUCUUGCUGAACAGGCAGUUGACUUCACGGCGAGACAGCUGAAGCAAGCGAAGCUGUUGUGUGUGCACGGAGGAGCGAGACAGGGAGGCCGGGAGUGGAAGAAAAAUAGCAGGCUUUUGGCAGCAUCUCACAAAUUAGCUUUUGAAUCCAUGUGAGUUUUUCCCGCCCCUGUUCUUCACUCUCUUCCGCCCACCUGCUCUCUGGAUCUCUGCCUCCCCUCCUCUUCCGUCUCCCACCGCAACCUGCCAGACAGACGGAGGGAGAGCAAGUGCGAGAGAGGGAGGAGUAAAGAUUUAAGAGCCGUGAACAGAAAUUUCAUACAGCAUAUUGAAAAGAAUACUCGAUACCAGUUAUCAUUGAUCUAAUCUACAACUUGUACUAUGAUUAAAGGAAUAUUACAGGAA